Molecule: messenger RNA, 282 nt
Organism: Ostreococcus tauri
Lineage: Eukaryota; Viridiplantae; Chlorophyta; Mamiellophyceae; Mamiellales; Bathycoccaceae
Product: High mobility group box domain
Exons: 1
Coding region: 1-282 (93 amino acids)
Molecular function (GO): transcription cis-regulatory region binding
Source: RefSeq, a predicted model, not a curated record
AUGGCUGCCAAGACCAAGACGACGAAGAAGACGACCAAGGCGACCAAGGUGAAGAAGGUCAAGGACCCGAACGCCCCGAAGCGACCGCUCAGCGCGUACAUGUUCUUCGCCAAGGAUCAACGUGCGGCGAUUCUGAAGAAGAAUCCGAGCUUCGGCGUCACGGACGUCGCCAAGGCGCUCGGUGCGCAGUGGGCGAAGACCACGGAUAAGAGCAAGUACGAAAAGGAAGCCGCCAAGGACAAGGCGCGCUACGAGGCCGCCAUGGCCAAGUACAAGAAGUAA